AUGCCGGCCUCACUGACAGGGCAGAAGGCAGAGGCAAAGCUUGUCAUCCAGACUCUGUUCGGCGAGUCCUGUGACUCGUAUGCCGAAGCCGUCACCGCUAACUUCCGUGGUCGGGUCUGGAAGAUCCGUGAUCAGUCAGGAGAGCACACGCAGCUGGCAUAUGAUGUACGCGGCCGUUGUAUCCGUUCUAAGUUCCAGGUAGCGGUCGAGUACAAGGCCGUCCUGGAUUGGAACAAGAAGGAGAAUACGGAACUUGACUCUCGCAGUUUCGAGACCCGUGCAGAGUUUGACAACUUUGGCUCUCCAGUAUGGGAUGUUGAUGUUCAGAGGAACGAGACGCGGCGAGUGUUCUCACGCCGUGGACACGCAUCGAAAGUGGAGGUCCGGCAUGUCAGUAAGCCGGACGAGUGGCAGACAUAUCUCGUUGACACGACCUUUGAAGCUGAUGGAUUGCCGUUAUCCGUUACAUAUGGCAAUGGCACACGCACGACGUUUACCUAUCAACCUCGGUCCCGUCAUCUCCUCACCCAGCGAACCGUGUCUCUGAAGCCUGGUAACGGUACAAAGGGUGAAGAAGUCAAGGAACAUCUUUCCUUUACCUACGACAUAGUCGGUCGUCGCGUGUCCAGGAGCAACAAGGCCGACAAGCUUGUCUUUGUCGGCGGUACGCGCAUCAGUGCGGACUUUACCUACAGCUACGAUGUCAUCGGACAGCUGGUCAGCGCAACGGGGCGAGGGCAACUCCCGGCUGGGGUCACACGGCUGCAACCAUAUAGUGCCAUGAGUGGAAACACGGACAGAGUAGGACCUGCUGAGGGGGACAGAAUGUUCAAUUACAGGGAGUCCUACACGCACGAUCUAGCGGGCAACAUGACGCGUAAUAGAUUUGCAGCCGCAAAUCCGAGCGCUGGGAGCAAACAAGGCAAUCUUCAAGGUAAUAAGGGUACGGAGCGUGUGCAGCUCACAAAUGUGCCUGCGCUCCGCAAGAACGCCAUCGAAGCCUUCGGAAAACGCGAGCACGACUCCAAAUCCUACAUGGAAACGAUAUGGGAUAGUCCCCCGCAGGUUACUCGGGGCAUGACACAUGAUGCAACGAAGGCCGCGAUGAGGAUGCAGAAUGACUGGCAGGUGGCCCAAAUGAGUCGCACAGACCUCAACCGCGCAUUCGGGAUCAUGGAAAAGAAGUUGAAAACCGUGGGCGAUUCACUGUGGGACAGUCGGACAACGGAUCCAAAGAAAUUGCCCGCGAUGACCUUUCGGGAGACGAUCAGGCGGCCGCUCGAUGUGCUUAAGGAGGAGACUUCAUAUGUUGGGAUCAGCAGCGAUAAGUUCAUCAGCGAUCAGAAGCGGUACCAGGCGGUUGAAAAGGCCGUCUCGGGCCUGGUUAGCUUUGCCAAUGAGAAGCUUGGUCCGGAUGGACCCACGGCCCAACAGGCAAAGGCUCUUCAAACCGUCAUGAAUCAGCGAGAUGGUCUGGCAAGACUCUGGGAAAGAUCCAUCCUGGACCAAGAAGUUGUGCGGGAUAACUCCCACAGCUACCAGGUGCAUACGCUGACCAAGAAUCCACAAUGUCCUCGGGGAUGGCACCCAACCCUUCCAACAAGAGGUAGUAUUGCACUUCGGACAGUGGUGUUCUAUAGAUUCGAGGAAGCCUGA
Aspergillus udagawae is the source of this 1656-nucleotide messenger RNA. RefSeq lists its product as uncharacterized. The record is from RefSeq and is a predicted model, not a curated record. Lineage: Eukaryota; Fungi; Ascomycota; Eurotiomycetes; Eurotiales; Aspergillaceae. The transcript has 2 exons. Bases 1 to 1656 code for a protein of 551 amino acids.